AUAUGGCAAGACUCCAACAUUUGCUGUAUGGUUUCGACACAGGUGGUGUGCCCGCAGUUUCAAGCUUUGAAGAGGCUGCUGCUGCAGCUGCUCCAGCUACUCCAGGUGCCAAGGCGGGUGAACAGAGUGUGAACCUCUCGCAGAACGUGGGGUGUGCGCCUGGAUUUCGCUGCAUGUCUUUGACCAGUGAAUUUGGCAUCGAGCACAAUGGUGAGUACAAACGAGUGCCAACCCCGCAGCUCCCACCGCGCUUUGAUCAACGUCCCGUGUGGGAAUGGGGUUGCCCAGCCAGAGGCACGAUGACAGCCCAGGGCAAGUGCAAACCGCCAAAACCAGGUGAGGAAGCUGACGCAGGCAUGUGCUGGUCCCAGGACUCAAUGAUUGCAGGGCCAAAGACUCCCUGCGGAAGCGAUGGAGACAAGUGCAUGUGUGUGAAGCUAGUGGCCAGUGAUGGGUCCGUGGGUUACGGGAACAAAAGUCGGGAGAUCCUGCCAGAAUACACUGAAGGUGAUUCUGGAGAUUACGGAGGAGUUGAGGUCGUCAUGGGUAACUUCCAAGUGCAGCCCAUGCCGCAUUGCGAUGAUUGCUUGGCUUUGAGCGCACACUGGGAUGAUUGCGGCCAGUGCGCGAACUGCAUCUACGGCACCAAAGUCUUGGAUGGCCGGCCGACUCUGGCCUGUUAUGACAAGAAUUUCCAGCCUCCACAACAGCCUACGCCGACAGAAGAGCCACCUAAGGAUGAUUAUCAAGAAAAAGAUCACAUUCUGCUCAAAGGACAGGAGCCCAUCGAGCAGGACUUAUGGGUGAUCCCGCAAUACCCUUUGUGGGAUCCACAGCCACCGGGAGUCGAGCAAGAAGCGCCAACCAGUGGUCAGAUUUUCCCCUUCCAGAUGAGCACAGAGCCGUUAUCCAACGAGGCAUGGGUGAAAGCUUACAAGGCUGCUGCCCCAAGGAUCCAAUCUUUGAUGGAUGACAUCGCUUCAAAGCUCAAGACCUGGGGUCCCGGAGCACCCCAGACGAAGUGCUCGGGAGCCUUGGAGGAGCGCGUCUUGAAGGCGAACACAGCAAGGCACAUGUGCAAAGACAUGCAGACUUUACAGGCGACCUUGGCUCCAGGGCGCUUGGGUGCCUUUCCGCGCAAGUUGGAGACAGGGCAAAAACUGCGCUGUAUGUCCACCAAGAAGGAUGAGUGUUCAAGACUCAACUGCUAUGGCAAGAGCGAUGACUUCACUCAAGCAGUGGCCGCCAUGAAGAAGCGCGAUGCAGCUUGUAGGCAAGAGAUGCAGGGGAAGACCACCAAAGACUUGAAAAAGGGGAAGCCACAGAAUGCUGCUGGCAGUGCUGCUGGCGGCAUGACUGUUAAAGACUUGAUGAAGGAGGAGGAAGCGCCCUUGGUGCCAGAGGAGCCAAAAGAGGAACCGAAGGCAGUGCAGCAGGCCAUGCCCUUGGUGACAGGUCUUGUGCAGUACUCCCGGCGAAAGGAUCGUCGUCUCGGUGACUUCCUUUGUGACGUCUGGGCGAGGUGAAAAAA
Molecule: messenger RNA, 1531 nt
Organism: Cladocopium goreaui
Lineage: Eukaryota; Dinophyceae; Suessiales; Symbiodiniaceae
Source: the annotation of a GenBank genome assembly